AUGAGCGUUCACUCAAUUGACUAUGCGCAGCGUGCAGUACACAUAGAUUCGACUGAUGUGGACAUUGAGGCCGCCCGCCACUCUAUAAGCUCCCAAGUCUCUCCGACUGCCAUGGAAGGCCCUAUUACAGACGCGUUCACUAGCACAACAAGGGUCGACUCCGCUGACACUAUGAGGCCGCGAAACCGGCGAAAUACUGCUAUCUCCUAUCGUCCUGACGGCUUCCUCGCCGACAUCAACUGGCAACCAGGAACCGAACCUGGUAUCGAUCCGACCAAGCCACUACCCGCCUAUACCUCGGAAUGGUCUUCGAAUGUUCCUGGCGAUCUCCAGAGAGAUUGCAGUAUCACAGUGGUGGACUUUUCUCAGAAUGAAAUGCGACAAUAUGUAUUGGAUAAUGACACACUCGAGCCGUUUCUUGCACGGAAGCGGGAAUCCUGGGUACAAUGUCGCUGGAUAAAUGUCAAUGGGCUGAGCUGGGAUGUGAUCAAAAUUCUUGGAAACCACAAGAAGCUCCAUCGACUGGCCGUUGAGGAUGUGGUACACUCGACAAAUCGCACAAAGGCCGAUUGGUACUCAGACCAUGCUUUUAUUGCCCUGACUCUACAGAAGUUGGUGAAACUGCGAGAAGAUUUGAGUGAUUCUGAGGAUGAAGAUGAUAAUUCAAAUCAGCGAGAUGACAAAGACAGAAAAAGCUCGAGCGCGAGUAGUAUCAGCUCAAUAUCUCUGAAACGUGCCACCAAGCGCAAUGUUAUCCUAGAGGCACUGAAGGACAUGCUUCCAUCAAAAAGACAAGCACCUUCAAACCGCAAAGAAAAAGCGCCCGUUGGAUCCAGCGUUCGUCCCGGAGGACGUGGAGUUAUUUCGAACGAUUCAAACCAGUUUGGAGACAUAGUCAAUGCUUCGGGGGCUACAGCCCCGACACUUCAGCGCUAUCGUGGGGGUCGGAACGAGGAUCGCAUUGAAUUCAUGGAACGCCAUGCUGUGCUUGCUCCAAAAGGAUUAUGCGUGACGUUGGAGCAGGUUUCCAUCUUCCUCCAUGCCGAUAAUACUGUGACGUCUUUUUUUGAGACCAGUGCCGAUGAUAUCGAGGCUCCCAUUGUUCGGCGACUCAGUUCGCCUGAAACAAUCCUUAGACAGUCAUGCGAUGCAAGUAUGCUCCUGCAGGCCAUACUUGAUGCAAUUGUUGACCUUGCGAUCCCUGUCACAAUGGCUUAUCAAGAUGCAAUUGGUGACCUAGAACUGGAUGUUUUAACAGAUCCAGAUAUUGACCAAUCGAAGAGCUUGUAUAUUCUCACUUCUGAGAUUGCUGUUCUUCGUAACUCCAUGCAGCCCUUGGUAGCUGUGAUCAAUGCUCUCCGUGACCAUCGGUCCGAACCGAUUGGCACGCCAGGUCUUGCAGCUUUGCGUGGUGGUCCACUCAGUCCUUCCUCUACGCCUGGAGAUCCUCAUAUUGGAGUUAUUACACCAAAUCUAAAAAGCCUUGGAGGGUCGAGUGUUACUAUCAGCUAUAUGUGUCAUACCUAUUUAGGAGAUGCUUUGGAUCAUUGUAUCACCAUUGUAGAAGGAUACGAUCAGAUGAGACGCAAUGCCGAUAACAUGAUUGAUCUCAUUUUCAAUACCAUCGGCGCCUACCAGAACGAAAGCAUGAAGCAGUUGACUAUUGUUACCUGUCUUUAUCUCCCGAUGACUUUUUUGACGGGGUAUUUCGGAAUGAAUUUCACGGAUUUUGCUGGUAUAAAUCACAGUGACUCAUAUUUUUGGAAGAUUGCAGUUCCCUUCGUUGUCGUUACCACCUUGUACCUGAUGCGUGACAAAAUUCAGCGAUACGCUGUUAUGCUUGCCCAGAAACGGCUUAUAGUUAGCUCGAGAAAGCAACGACGAGUGAGGAAGCACGUGUGA
This is a messenger RNA of Penicillium taxi, 1902 nucleotides long. Its product is annotated as putative CorA family metal ion transporter. Gene Ontology annotation, biological process: transmembrane transport; metal ion transport. NCBI's taxonomy places the organism in Eukaryota, Fungi, Ascomycota, Eurotiomycetes, Eurotiales, Aspergillaceae. Gene Ontology annotation, cellular component: membrane. Gene Ontology annotation, molecular function: magnesium ion binding; cobalt ion binding; cobalt ion transmembrane transporter activity. The record is from RefSeq and is a predicted model, not a curated record. The transcript is spliced from 5 exons. Bases 1 to 1902 code for a protein of 633 amino acids.